CAGGUUGAUACUAUCUAAAAAUGAGUCGGUUUUACGACAGCAUUGAACCAAACGCUGUUGAUGAUGAAAUGCUUGAGAAAGCCAUUAAAGAGCAAUGUCCAGAGGACAUACUACAGAUUGUCGAAAGGGAAGGUAUUAACUUUAAGGAUGUGACGAAGCUCCAGCUUAGCUUUAGAAAUAUCCUGCGGAUUGAUAAUCUGGUGCAGUUUGAGAGCCUGACUAAACUGCAGCUGGACAACAACAUCAUUGAGAAGAUAGAAGCUCUGGAGAGCCUGGUUCACCUUGUAUGGCUUGACUUGUCCUUCAACAAUAUUGAAGUAAUCGAGGGCCUGGAUACCCUUGUCAAACUGCAGGACCUCAGUCUCUACAAUAACAGAAUAUCUAAAAUUGAGAACAUGGACACAUUGCAAGAGCUGCAGAUUUUCUCCAUAGGAAAGAAUAACCUGACCACUCUGGAAGACGUGAUCUAUCUCAGGAGGUUUAAAAACUUACGCACGCUGAAUCUCACGGGGAACCCUCUCUGCGACGAGGAGCGGUAUAUGCUGUUUGUUGUUGGAUAUCUUCCAGACCUGGUGUAUUUGGACUUCAAGCUUGUGAGUGACACCACGCGAGAAGCUGCAGUUUUACAGUGUCGAGAUCGCAUUGAGCUGUUGGAACAUGAAGAGGCUCAAGCCCUGGCUCAGUUGGAAGAAAACCAAGCAAAGCAGAAAGAGCUGGAGUACCAUAAGGCAGCCUUUGUCGAGUACCUGAAUGGCUCGCUCCUGUUCGACAGUGUGUAUGCAGAUGAUGCAGAAGCUGCCAGGCUGGCGUCCCUCCCUGGAGCGGGUGAGCUGCUGGAGGCGUACAGGGAGGAAUUUGUCUCAGUUUGUAAGAACCUGUUUAACUACGGCCUGAAAGAGCAUGAAAAACGAGAAGCUGAAGUCUCUGAUUUCCACAAAAGCCUUCAGGAAGCAUUAACAGCCAACGAGCAAGAAGGCAGGAAACUAAUCCUAGACUUUGAAAGUCGGAACAAAAGGAGGCUGGAUGAGAUUGAUAAUGCCAGUGGUGAUGAUAUUGCUGAGUCUAAACGAGCCGAGUGCAGGGAGGACAUACUUCAGCUGUCAGAAGCACUCAUGACCUUGGAAAUCCUGAUAGCUGACCAGCUGGAGGAACGAAUAGAGAAUUUUAAAAGAAACAUUGGAGUCAUAGCAUCAACAUUUACUGAAAAUAUCAAAGGGAUGAUGACCCAGUGCCGGGACCUGGAAAACCGUCACCAUGCAAAGCUGCUAGAGAUCUCCGUCACCGCGCUGGAGAAAUUGGCUGAGAAUGACCUUGACGAAGAUUUGCCAGAUGAUGUUAGAACGCUUCUUGUGGACAAAAACACCAUUGUCAACGCAGUCAACACGUCCCACAGCAUCUGCCUGCAGAAGAUUGAUAAGCGAGAGAGCGACAUCCUCACCAACAUCUACCAGUGGCAGGCCUCCAUGACAGAGAAGGUUUCCCAAAAUGAGAUCGCCAGAAACCGCGACCGUGUCAAAGAGAUCACUCAUUACAUCAACACUCUCCAGAAGGAGCUGGAAAACACAGAAAACCUGGAGCCAGUGGAGUAG
Messenger RNA from Apaloderma vittatum (bar-tailed trogon), 1589 nucleotides. RefSeq names its product leucine rich repeat containing 48 (gene DRC3). NCBI's taxonomy places the organism in Eukaryota, Metazoa, Chordata, Aves, Trogoniformes, Trogonidae. Gene Ontology annotation, molecular function: protein binding. The record is from RefSeq and is a predicted model, not a curated record. The transcript is spliced from 12 exons. The coding region runs from base 21 to 1589 and encodes 522 amino acids.